Ipomoea nil (Japanese morning glory) is the source of this 2271-nucleotide messenger RNA. RefSeq names its product dolichol kinase EVAN. Gene Ontology annotation, cellular component: endoplasmic reticulum membrane. Gene Ontology annotation, molecular function: dolichol kinase activity. The record is from RefSeq and is a predicted model, not a curated record. Bases 266 to 1960 code for a protein of 564 amino acids. The transcript is spliced from 14 exons. NCBI's taxonomy places the organism in Eukaryota, Viridiplantae, Streptophyta, Magnoliopsida, Solanales, Convolvulaceae. Gene Ontology annotation, biological process: dolichyl monophosphate biosynthetic process.
CAAAAGACAGGAAAAACGUAAAUUGACGUGGUUAGACUGUCUGUCAAGAUUCAAGAAGAGAAACGAUGAUGAAGUCAGUAUUGGGAUGCCAACUGCUCAUGGUGCGCGCCAAGCCCCCCAACUUCCUUUUGAAUCUUCUUCGACGUCACGCGAUAUGCCGAUUAAAUAAUAAAAUCAUCCUCUGAAUCGUAGAAUCCAAUCCUAGAGUUUCAAUUUUGAGCCCAGGGACAGAAAAAGAAGAAGAAGAAGAAGAAGGAGAGGCGUUAUGGCUUCGUCGCCGUUGUUUACCGGCGAGAGAGCCGUGGUGGUAAUAUUCGUGGCUCGGAUCGUCUACUUGGCUCCGUUAUCUAUCCUCUACGAAUCCAUUUCUCUUUCCAUCCUCGCUCUACUCGCUCUCUCCGUCGAGAUCUCCGCCGACGACCACUCCCCCACUCCUCUUUUCCAAUUCUUCAAAACCAGGCCCGGAGCUUCAUCAGGAAUAUUUCUGGGGGCAGUAACGCUACCUGGGCUUAUGGUUUCAAAGUUGAUUCAAAUGUCAAGAGCUCUGGCAUUAGGUGAAGUUGGAAUUGAAGAGCUGGAAUAUCUGAAAGUGCAAUACUGGAUUACCUCUGCAAUUUGCUUCAGUGUGCUAGUUUUCCUCUGGCUUGUUCUUUUCCGUCAACCACGCUGCAGAUAUUACAUCAAUUCUUCCUGUAUCAUAAGCUGCAUAUGUUUGUACAUAGGAGUCUGCUGUUUCUAUUGUUCUCUGACAUCUCAUGGAGGGUGGAAUGCUGCACUGUUGCUAUUAUGUCUCUCUUGUCAUGGUUUUGCAGCUGUGAAACUAAUUGUGAAUAUCCUUGAUACUUUUCCGGCAUGUGCUUCCAUUGGAGAAGCAUUGUUGGUAACAUCUGGCCUUGUUGCUUACCUUGGAGAUAUGUGUGUGUAUACUGCUUCUAAGACUCAUGGCUACUCUCCUAUAUCAAAUACGGCCUUUAAAAUACAUUAUAUAUCAAGAAGUGAGAUCAGCACUAUUAUUCAGGGAAUGACUAUUGGCCUUCUUCUUCUCCCCAUGCUGUUUAAAUCUAUUCUUCGACUUUUAGGACACUUGAGGGUCUUGUCAUACUCUGGAGACACAGCAGAUAAUAGGAUCCAAAGAUCUUUUUUAUUCUAUACUUCACUGGCAUUUGUUUUGGUUGGGAUUGUUCCAUCAUGGAUGCAAGUUGUUCAAGAUUUUGGGAUGCACCCGUUCCUAUGGGUAUUUAAUUUUGUAUUCUCGGAGCCACUAAAGAGGCUGUCAUUAUGCAUAUAUUGGUUGGUUCUUAUAUAUGCAUCAGUUAUACGGUUUUACAAAAUUUCAAAACACAGUAAGCUUGAAAGGAUUCUUCUUCGGAAAUACUAUCAUCUGUUGGCAGUGUUGAUGUUUAUUCCUGCUCUAAUAUUUCAGCCAAAAUUUCUUGAUCUGGCAUUUGGUGUAGCUUUGGCGGUUUUUCUGGUGUUUGAAAUUAUACGGAUUUGGAGAAUUUGGCCAUUGGGGAAGCUUUUGCACCAAUUUAUGAAUGCCUUUACUGAUCAUCGUGACUCUGAUCUUCUUAUUGUCAGCCAUUUCUCACUGUUACUGGGGUGUGCACUUCCAAUCUGGUUGUCUUCUGGCUUCAAUGAUCGACCACUGGCCCCUUUUGCAGGGAUCUUGAGUCUUGGAAUUGGAGAUACAAUGGCAUCACUGGUUGGUCACAAGUAUGGAGUUCUGCGUUGGAGUAAAACUGGCAAGAAAACAAUUGAAGGAACCGCCGCUGGUAUAACUUCUGUCCUAGCUGCAUGCUCCAUUCUACUUCCACUUCUUGCAACUACCGGCUACAUCUUCACUAAGAACUUGUUCUCUCUCCUUUUGGCCGUGACACUUAGUGGUCUAUUGGAGGCAUACACAGCUCAACUAGACAAUGCCUUCAUACCUCUAAUGUUCUACAGCCUCCUGUGUCUUUGAAGUCCAUCCUAGAGUGGAGAACGUGUUGAUUGAAAGACGAACACUCAAAUCUAGUCAACAACUUUCUCGAGAUUUAUGGCUUGCUGCCGCUCUCCCCUUUGUGAAUAUCACUGACAUCUAGUUACUAGGCAUUUUCUUAAUUUGAAGAGGUCGAAGUUUUGCAGGUUCAGUAUAGUGAUGUGAUAACAAAUUUUCAUGUUCUCUCAUAGGAAAGAUGAAUUAGGGCAAAGUAGUGAUUGUAAAGAACAUGAGAAAGGUAUAGUAAAUUUCCACUUUAAUUUUUUUUUUUUUUUAAAUUUAACAUAAUAUAA